Haliotis rufescens (red abalone) is the source of this 7727-nucleotide messenger RNA. Its product is annotated as importin-13-like. Gene Ontology annotation, molecular function: small GTPase binding. Gene Ontology annotation, biological process: protein import into nucleus. Bases 1729 to 4590 code for a protein of 953 amino acids. Gene Ontology annotation, cellular component: nuclear membrane; cytoplasm. The record is from RefSeq and is a predicted model, not a curated record. The transcript is spliced from 27 exons. NCBI's taxonomy places the organism in Eukaryota, Metazoa, Mollusca, Gastropoda, Lepetellida, Haliotidae.
UUAUUCCAUGAAAGAUUAGUAAUGUGUAUAAAGAAUACUGUUGAGGCCUAGUCUUUUUCCAAUCAUAGCAAUUACACUUUUUAUUUUAUUGAAUGAUCUAAAGUAAAUAACUUACUCUAUGGUGCAUGUGAGGUGUGUCAGUGAACCAGGAAGUCCAGAACUUGACUCACCAUUUUAAUGAUGAUUUGAUAGGCUGUUGUGAAAAAUAUUAGUUAUUGGCUAAAUAAGCCUUUAUGAUUACGAGAAUGUUAGGCUUUGUUUUGUUAUUUCAAGGUUAAAGCCAAUAUAAGGUACAGGAGUAGGAUACAGCCACUGGUCUGUUAGUCCGAGACAAGUGAAAAUCUAGAGGGACUCGUCAUUAUCUCCCUAACUGUAAUUUUACAUCAUCCAUUAUUCCUGAAGUAAGCUGUGGACAAGUUGGAUAUGACCAUUGGCAUGUACCUCCUCACGAAGCAGUUAAUGUUCUUUACAAGCCGGAUUAAAUUUUAUAUUGGGGGAGAUAACAUGUCACCUGGUUAUCUUUCAAAGUGAUGUCGUAAUUAUCUUAGUCUGAUAUAAGACAUUUCUUGUAGCUUGAGAUAAUGCUGUGACUUUUGGGUUAGUCUGUAACAGAUUGUGUUAUUUACCAAGAAGCAAUUUUUGCCAAGGUUUCCGAAAAAAUGAGGUCCCCUCGGACUUGUUAUUCGCAGAAGCCGCAGUUGCGAAGCUAUCUUGGGGGUUUGGGUGCAUGCCCCCACCCCUCCCUUAAUCAUACAAAAAAGAGAAAAGUUCCUUUAUGUGAUAAACCUACACUCACAGUGUGGUCACUGGAGCAGAAAUGGAAUAGGGCGAUCAGAGCCUCGUAAGCUUGGGGGUUAUUGGCUAUUGUUUUCAAACAAACCUUCAGAACGGUCAACGGCCUUUCCCUUUAAUGUACUGUCAGCAAAUCAGUGUACCAUAUUCACCAUAUUAAGUGCCCUGUUGCUAUAAAUGCCCCAUGAUCAACUUAUGACAUGUCUGUAACGCCCUGUAUAAAGUAGACACAAUUUAGGACAACAGCUUCUAUAUUUCCUCAAAAGGCGACAUUUAGGUAUAGAUCCUUAUCCUGUUGUCAAGCAAGUUCAUAAACUGUGUCUUCUUUGUCAUCAGUCAACUUCUAAGUAAUGCCUAUCAAACUAUGCCCCUGAAUAAUACAGAAAAUUUACACGACGGUCCAUAUUUUCUUGUGUAUGUUACACAUUUUUUACAUAAAAUAGCAGCUUAGGAGGGGUAUAUAAUUGCCAAGUGACUAUAUAUUAUCGAAAAGGUCAAUGUUUGAACUAAGAUUGUUCACUCCUGCUUGAUCUCUGAAAACAAAUUUAAUUAAUUGUGUAUGGUUUUGAUAGGCGCCACCAUUUGUCAAUUUUCCAAGCACCCAGGGUUCUUAUUAUGGUGAAUACAGUAUUUGUCAAUUUUGUCAUUUGUCAAUUUUCUAAGCACCCAGGGUGCUUAUUGCGGCAAAUACAGUAUUUGUUCAGCAUUAUCAAUGAAUAGAGUUAGGAUAUUUGCCUGUAUACAUUAAAUGAAUUUCUGGGUAACAUUAAAUUGCAUUAAUGUUGACCAACAAAAGAACAUGAUUUUCCAAGUUGAGGACAUACUGACAUGGGUGAAAAUAUUAACCCUGAAAUGUUCCUGUUACAGAUUGCCUGUCAGAGAGAUUAAUUUCAUGUUCAUUGUAUCCAAGCUGCAAGUAGUCAGAUAGUCGGCAAGAUGGAAUUCUCUGCUGCAAAUGUGGAGCAGGCAGUGCAGCAGUUUUACUGCAAUGCCAGUCUUCAGCAUGAAGUUCACCAGUGGCUUAACUCCGCACAGAUCUCGCCUGAAGCCUGGUCAUUUUGUUUUGAACUGUUGGCACCAGAAAAAGGCCCAGAAGUUCAGUUCUUUGGUGCCAGCAGUCUUCAUGCAAAAAUUUCCAGAUACUGGCAUGAAGUCCCAUCCAACCAAUAUCUCACACUGAAACAGAAGCUGUUAGAGAAGAUCAUACAGUUUGCUAAUGGGCCCAAGAUGAUCCAAACAAGGCUGUGUGUUGCUCUGUCGUCGUUUAUCAUGCAGACAGCCCCGGAAUCCUGGGCCGAUCCUGUGGAGAAUCUCAUCACCACUUUCCAGAGGGAAGACGUCCCCAAUAUUUCUAGUUUCCAAAGGUGCCAAAUCUUGUUAGAUAUUCUAACAGUAAUUCCUGAGGAGUUUUUUGGGUCAAACCUGAGCCAACAGAGAAGGCUGUCCCUGAGAUCAGAGUUCCAGAAAGGACUUCUACAUGUGUUGACCCUCCUGCAAGGACUGCUGACCCCCCACUCGCCCACCCAGGUGUAUGCAGGUGCCCUCAAGUGUUUCUCCGGCUGGGUGGACUUCGGCAUCCCCAUCAUCGAGAGUGAGACAAUCAUCCUCCAGGUGUUUCAGUCCAUCCACAACCAGGAGCUGUUUGAGGUGGCAGUCGAGACUCUGUCCAGCGUCUUCUCCCACCCAGAAUCAUACAGGUUUCCAUACACAAUUCAGAAGUUGCUGCCCAACAUACUGAACCUUCAAGACAUGAUGAAGAAGGUCAUUGAUGAGAAGGACAUGGAGACGACAAAUGGCCUGUGUCGGAUAGUCAUGUCAUUAGCGGAGACGCACACCAAGCUGAUAGUAGAAUCCUCUCUCGGGGAGAACCAGCAACACAAGGACAAUGUCAACGAGCUCAUCCAGAUGGUGCUGAGGUUCACAUCUCUCCCAGGACACUACCCAGUGGACGAGGCUUGCAGUGACCUGUCCUUCACGUUCUGGUACAUCCUACAGGAUGAGCUUCAGGCUCUUGACGCGAGUCAGUUCCGGAUUCUGCAGCCGAUCUUCCACCGCAUCUACUUCUCGCUGAUGGAGGUGCUGUUGACCAAGGUGCAGUACCCCAACGACCAGGAGUACGAGGGCUGGUCCAGCGAGGAGAAGGAGCAGUUCCGCUGCUACAGGCAGGACAUCGGAGACACCAUGAUGUAUGCCUUCAACAUUUUGAGAGAACCCUUGAUUGGCUAUUUGUGCAAUAUAUUGAAGAAUCUCCUUCAGUCACAGGAUAUACGCUGGCAGACUCUAGAAGCAAUGUUUUUCCUGUUUGGGUCUGUUGCCGAAAGUGUAGAUUUAGAAGAAACUGUGUAUUUACCGAUGUUACUCGAGAUGCUUCCCAGGGUGCCGUUCAACAACAUCAAGCUGAUAUCAACAGCACUCUACAUGAUAGGUUCAUUUGGGGAGUGGAUGAACUGCCACCCGGACAGCCUUGGGUGUGUCAUCCCCCUCAUCCUACAAGGGCUCGGCAACAGCGAGGUUGCCACGGCAGCAACCAUGGCGCUCAAAGAUGUCACCAGAGAAAACCUUGAUCACAUACAGCCCUUCGCCCACAACAUUCUGGUGGCAAGUCAGGCAGUUUUAGAGGGAAAUUCUUUAAAGCCCCGUGACGCCCUGCGACUGAUGUCGUGUGUGGGCCAGGUGCUGUCCGUCCUCCCCUUCAAUGACAUCAUGGAGUGCCUCAACCGGAUCCUCACACCCCACAUACAGCAGUUCCAGCAGCUGGUCAAGGAGGAGCACCCCACUGCCAUGACCAAGGCCAACCUGAUCCUGAAGGUGAACCUGUUGAGUUGGUUGUUCGCCUCCCUCGACACGGAGCGAGACCACGAUGGAGACGACGGCUCACCUGAAAAACAAAAACCCAGUGCAGACCAACCUAAACCAGUAUAUGUGAUAUUGCAGCAAGUGCUUCCAAUGAUUAAAAUGAUGGUGUCUAAAUGGAUGGUUGACCCUGCCAUUGUUGAGGCAGUGUGUGAGCUGUUCAAGAAGGCGCUGCGGACGCUGAUGGAGGACUUCUCACCCAUGUCGCAGGAUGUUGCCCAGAUGACCAUUGAGAUGUACCAGGCCGUGCCCCACCCCUCCCUCCUGGAUCUUGUCAGACAGAUGAUCCUGCUGUUCGGGACGGACCCCAACUUCCUCCAGUUCACCAAGGUCCUGUUGACCACCAUCAUCAACAAGACACUGCUCAUGUACCAGGAUGCACAGGUACUGAGGGCAAAUUCUGAUGUGAUAGAAAACUUCAUGACUUUGCUGUCUCAGGUGAUGAAGAAGACCCAGCACUUGAUGACAGAUGGUAGUUGUAACCUGUCCGGUCUGUUCCAUGCAGGGAUCAUUGGCAUGGGAAUGCCGGAGCAUGGCAGCGUUAAGAGUUCCUGCGCUUUUCUGGUGGAAUUCCUCCAUGUUGGAUAUGAAGCAAAAACAAUCAAAGAUGUCAUUGAGACCAGUGGCCAACUUCUAGUGGACAGAAUUCUCAGGGCAGUAGGAGGGGAGUCUCCGAGAGGGGUGAUGGAGAACAUCGCGGAUGUCCUGCUUGCUCUCAACAAGUACCACUUCCCCCACCUGACGGCCUGGCUGACGGAGAUCAUCAACAAGGAGGGCUACCCCUCCAUCAGGGCCACCAAGAAGGACAGGGAGAAGUUCGUCAAGAAUAUUCUCAGGGAGAAGGUUAACAAGCGGAAAGUACGAGACUUGGUGAAGGAGUUCACACUGCUGUGUCGAGGUUUGUUGGGAACGGAGUAUGCAGCCCAGGCUGCAGCGUUGAUAUAAGCCCCGCCCUGAUGAUAUAUACAUUGCCUAACUGUGAUAUCCCUCCUCUCAUUGGCUGACUGAUGUCAUGUGACAGUUCAUAUCCAGUCAACAGUACCUGUAUGGUAGAGAUCCAUCUCUGUAUAUAGAGUAUAAUUUAUGUAUAUUUAUACUUUACCUGGAAUAUUUUCAAUUUGUGAUGAAAUGAUUCUGCUUUCAUGUAACAUUUUGACAAGAAAACAGCUUCUCCUUAUCAAGAAAUCAAAUAAGGAGGUAGAUCUGAACCCAUGUCCACAAAGUGAUCUUAGCACAACAGCAGUCAAAUCUCUGAUUCUUCAACAUUGAUUAUGAUAAUCAUAGUGCUAAGAUCCGUAUUUUUGAAUGGGUCUCAGGGUGCCAUUCCACAAAGUGAUCUCAGCGCCACUUCUGUCACAUCUCUGAUUCUUUAACAUUGACUAUGAUAAUCAUGCGCUAAGAUGCUUUUUUUUUAAUGGAUGUCCACAAAGCAAUCUUAGCGCUCCUACUGUCGUAAGUCUGUGAUAAAGUAUGGUUAUUAUGAUCGUCUUAGCGCUAAGAUUGUGGAAAGGCUCCUUGGAAUCUAUGAAAGAGAAUCAGUUGGACUCUAGUGCUACGACUGUUGUAACUUCCAUCCCGUGGCACUGGCUUAAGAUCAUCUUAGCGCCGAGAUCACAUUGUCGAAGAAGACCUAAAACUUGUAUUAAGGGUUGAUUUUGCUGAUCACAUAAGAUUGUAAAUGUCAUGUGUAUAGUGUAUAUAUUACCUUUUAUAUUUUGGUAGCAACAGAAAUAGAAUGAAUGUUUCAGAGGCUGAAAAGUUAAAUAUGAAUGUUAGCUGACUCUCGAAUCGUUAACUCGCCUGCUGUGUGUUGUCUCAUGAGCCCAAACAACUCAUGCAUCACAUCGACAACUUUAACAACAACCCACACACCACAUUGCCAACUUCUUAAACUAUUAAUAUGUUUCCAAACUGGCAAGUCAAUUAUACGUACCGUAUUCGACGUAAUAAGCGCCCACGUCGAGAUUUGCUAAUAUAUUGGCUGGUGAACAGUCCAAAUUAGCACCCCUUCCGACCCCUUUUCGCAUAUUAUAUGCACCGCUUCCUUCCCCUAUUUGCGUAUAAUAUGUACUCGUGUGUUAUAUGCACCCUUUAUUAUUGGCAAUUAUAUUCUGGAAAAAUAGAUCUGUCGUACAUAAACAUUUCAGGCUGUCAGCAUAAACCACGAUAUUUAUCUUUCUACUCUGUUUUUUUUUCACCAAAAUAAUAUUCUAAUAAGAGCCCCCUAUUUCUAAUUUUGAGAGCACCUUGGGCGCUUAUUACGUCGAAUACGGUAUCUGGUGCAAUGUAGCUAGCCGAGAGGACAUUUCUGGAUGUGUGUCAAUCAAAUGGUCCCUUACUUCCUUCAGACUGUAUAUAUUGCAUUUUGAUAGGUGCCCAACAUGGGAUUUUGUUAUGGCUUGAAAUACACAACUCAAAAAAAAUAUAGAAUACCUGUUUUUUUCAUGUGGCUGUAGUUAAUCUGUCCUGACAGACUGACUACAGUCAUAGGAAAACAACCAUGUCUUCUUAACUUCUUUUGAGUAGUAUAUAUUAAAGAUGGCAUGACUUACACUAAUUUGUUGGCAUCUAAGUGUUCUGGUCAGUCAUAGUUAAACAUCAUUAAAGUUAUUGUUUGCCUUUCAAGGACAAAUUGCAGGUGUAUAAAGAAUAGCAAUGUGAUAUUUAUUCAUCCAGAGCAUCAAGUCAUUUAGUCGUUCAUUCAGUCAUAAGUGUAUGUGUUGAAUUUGUUUUGUUACUUUGCUUCUCGUUUGUUUGAAACUUAGAUGUGAAUAUUAUGUUGUGUUCAUGCUUUCGUAUACAAGGUUCUAUUUACAAGUCAUGGUUGUGCUAUUUCUGUGCUAGAACAGAAGUCCUUUAAGUGCUGACUAUUCACAUUAUAUAUGUAACAUUUUUUCGAAACAGACAGUUGAAUGAUUAUGUUAAAUAGUGCUUCUUGUGACUUCCUAUCGAUAUCUCAAGUCACAUUGGUCAUAAGAGAACUAUUUUUAAUUGCCAAGAAUUAAUAAUGAAAAUGUACAUCAUUUGAGUGCUAAGAUGGGCUUAAUGUAUACUGCUCCAAAGAAGUUAAGAACUCCAGAUACUUUCAUAUGACUAUAGUCAUGACAGAUUAACUGUAGUCAUAUGAAAAUAUCUGUUCUUUAUCUUCUUUUGAGUAGUAUAUUUGCUCAGUGACUAACACAGAUAGCUACACUGCACAUAUGUGGUAUCACAAGGCGAAGUCUGUUUCUUCAAAAACAUCAGCAUAUAUAAAUUAAAUUAAAUUAAAAUGGGAUGUAUAUAAAAAAAGACAAAAAUGUUUUUUGAAGUGUCAUGUGAAUUAAAUUUAAAACAUGCUGCAAUACAUACUACUCAAAAGAAGUUAAAGAACAUAUUACUUGAGUUAAUCUGUCUUUUGAGUACAUGUAUUUAAAAUGUUAUUGUAUUAAUGAUGACAAGGUUUAAAUUCCUGAUUAAAGCCACAUCAAGCUGACACCAUGAUUUAACUGCAGUAAUCUCCAAAGCAGCAUAACAACUCACUCACUCACUCACUCACUCACUCACUCACUCACUCACUCACUCACUUUUAAAAUGCUACUGCUCGUCUAAGGUGCUGAACACACACGUGCAUGCACUUCAAUGUAUAUGUGCAAUAAUCUUGGAGGUGACGUUAAGCCCCAUUUCACCGACCUCUAAGGUGCUAGAGUUGGUUAUGGAGUUAUGACCUGAGAUUAACCCCAAUUAUGAACCUUGGUUUGUCAACCAUAUAUGUUCUUCUGACUUUUGUCGUUAACAUCUUAAGGCUGUCACGCCGAAGACCCGGGUUUGAUUCCCGACAAAGACGCAAUGUGUGAACCCAUUUCUGGUGACUCCUGCCAUGAUUUGCUGGAAUAUUGCUAAAAUCGGCAUAAAACAAUACUCACUCCUUACUUCAGCUGACAUGCCAUGAUGUAACUAAAUACUGGUCAAAGUGUCAUUUAACCAAACUCACUCACUCACUCCAAAUUGGGGGGCACGGGUGGCCCGGGUGGCCCAGUCGUCUAAGGCGCCGCAAUUCGCUUUGCAGAGUUGCGUUCCUUGGACACGCCAGAAACCUAUGAUAG